UGCCCUGGUUAUGUGGGCUCCCCUGGAUCUCUCUGCAGUAGGGUCUGGUCUUUUCAUUUCGGUGUCACUUACUUUUGCAGCGGUUGUUUUCUUCUUUACCUUCUACUCCUUCUCUGAAGAAAAAGGAGAGCAACAAGCUCGAAGAAUGUCGCAGAACCCGGUAAAACAUGAGCACGCCGACACUAUGGGGAUUGGCAGGGCCAUUGCCGUGCUGACGUCUGGAGGAGAUGCCCAGGGCAUGAAUGCUGCUGUCCGGGGAGUGGUCCGUGUGGGGAUAUACACAGGUGCCAAAGUGUACUUUGUUCAUGAGGGCUAUCAAGGGCUAGUGGACGGUGGUGACAAUAUUAAAGAAGCAACAUGGGAAAGUGUGUCCAUGAUGCUGCAACUGGGUGGCACUGUGAUUGGAAGUGCCAGGUGCCAAGACUUCCGCACACGAGAAGGACGCCUAAAAGCCGCUCGCAACCUGGUCAAGAGAGGAAUAACCAAUCUGUGUGUGAUUGGGGGCGACGGGAGCUUGACUGGAGCAGACACCUUCCGGGCAGAAUGGAGCAACUUGCUACAGGAGUUGGUUAAAGCAGGUGGCAUCACACUAGAGGAGGCCAAGAAGUCUAGUCACCUGAACAUUGUCGGCAUGGUUGGCUCCAUCGAUAAUGACUUUUGCGGGACUGACAUGACCAUCGGGACAGACUCUGCUCUUCACAGGAUAAUGGAGAUUGUGGAUGCUAUUACUACCACUGCCCAAAGUCACCAGAGAACCUUUGUGCUGGAGGUGAUGGGUCGCCACUGCGGUUACCUGGCUCUUGUCACAGCCUUGGCAAGCGGGGCCGACUGGGUUUUCAUUCCAGAAUCUCCACCUGAAGAUGACUGGGAAGAGCAUUUGUGCAGGAGGCUAACUGAGACCAGAACCCGAGGCUCAAGGCUGAACAUAAUUAUUGUGGCUGAGGGUGCUAUCGACAAGCAUGGCAAACCCAUCACUUCAGAAGACAUUAAAACCCUGGUUGUGAAACGGCUGGGCUAUGACACAAGAGUCACCAUCCUGGGUCAUGUGCAGCGUGGCGGGACCCCCUCUGCCUUCGAUCGCAUUCUGGGAAGCAGGAUGGGUGUAGAAGCGGUGAUGGCGUUACUGGAGGGAACCCCUGAUACCCCAGCAUGUGUGGUCAGUUUGUCUGGUAACCAAGCCAUCCGGCUUCCUCUCAUGGAGUGUGUCCAAGUAACAAAAGAUGUCACCACAGCGAUGAAUGAAGGACGGUUUGAUGAUGCUCUUAAACUCAGAGGGAGGAGUUUCCAGAAUAACUGGAAUGUUUACAAGAUCUUAGCCCAUGUGCGUCCACCUUCUGCCAAGAGUGGGUACAACUUGGCAGUAAUGAACGUGGGUGCUCCAGCGGCGGGCAUGAAUGCCGCAGUGAGGUCUACAGUCAGAAUUGGGUUAAUCCAUGGCCACAGGAUGUUAGCGGUGCACGACGGGUUUGAAGGCUUGGCCGAAAGAAAAAUCGAAGAGAUUGGAUGGGGAGGUGUUGGUGGCUGGACUGGAAAAGGCGGCUCGAGCCUUGGAACCAAAAGGACUCUACCUAAGAAAUAUUUUGAGCAAAUCAGCACCACCAUCGCUGACUUUAACAUUCACGGGUUGAUCAUCAUUGGAGGUUUUGAGGCUUUCACGGGCAGCCUGGAGCUGAUUGAGGGAAGAGCAAAGUACGAAGAACUCUGCAUCCCCAUCUGCGUUAUCCCCGCCACCGUCUCCAACAACGUUCCCGGCUCUGACUUCAGCAUCGGCGCAGACACCGCUCUCAACACCAUCACGGCGACAUGUGACCGUAUCAAGCAGUCUGCGGCUGGUACCAAGAGACGGGUGUUCAUCAUCGAGACGAUGGGAGGCUACUGUGGCUACCUGGCCACCAUGGCAGGCUUGGCUGCCGGAGCCGAUGCGGCAUAUGUUUAUGAAGACCCUUUCAACAUCCAUGACUUGGAGGCAAAUGUGGAACACCUGACUGAGAAAAUGAAGACCACGGUGAAGAGAGGUCUCAUACUGAGAAACGAGAAAUGCAAUGAAAACUAUACUACUGAAUUCAUAUACAACUUGUAUUCUGAGGAAGGUAAAGGCAUCUUUGAUACAAGAAAGAACGUACUGGGCCACAUGCAACAGGGCGGGUCACCAACUCCAUUUGACAGGAACUUUGGAACCAAGAUGGGCGCUAAAGCAGUGGCAUGGAUGUCCGGCAAGAUUAAAGAAUGUUCCAGGCAUGGCCGUAUCUUUGCCAACACCGCCGAUUCAGCUUGCCUCCUGGGGAUGCGCAGACGGGCUCUUGUGUUCCAGCCUCUCGCCGAACUCAAAGAACAGACAGAUUUUGAACACCGUAUCCCUAAAGAGCAGUGGUGGCUGAAGCUGCGUCCCAUCCUGAAGAUUCUUGCCAAAUACAAGAUUGAUUUGGAUACUUCAGAGACAGCCCACUUAGAGCACAUCACGCGCAAGAGGGUGUCUGGUGAAGGUGCGCUCUGAACAUCUCGGAAGGCAGCAACAACUCCCUCCCUCUCUCUCUCAGCAAGAUGCAAUAGGAAGAAAUAAAUUCCUUCCUUCCCCA
This is a messenger RNA of Eublepharis macularius, 2576 nucleotides long. RefSeq names its product ATP-dependent 6-phosphofructokinase, muscle type. The transcript has 23 exons. Gene Ontology annotation, cellular component: 6-phosphofructokinase complex; cytoplasm; membrane. NCBI's taxonomy places the organism in Eukaryota, Metazoa, Chordata, Lepidosauria, Squamata, Eublepharidae. Gene Ontology annotation, biological process: canonical glycolysis; fructose 6-phosphate metabolic process; fructose 1,6-bisphosphate metabolic process. The record is from RefSeq and is a predicted model, not a curated record. The coding region runs from base 11 to 2494 and encodes 827 amino acids. Gene Ontology annotation, molecular function: AMP binding; fructose-6-phosphate binding; monosaccharide binding.